Molecule: messenger RNA, 975 nt
Organism: Lithohypha guttulata
Lineage: Eukaryota; Fungi; Ascomycota; Eurotiomycetes; Chaetothyriales; Trichomeriaceae
Product: NAD(+) salvage pathway protein
Exons: 1
Coding region: 1-975 (324 amino acids)
Source: RefSeq, a predicted model, not a curated record
AUGGCAGUCAUAACAAUGACAUCCGUCCCCAACGUCGCGAUGCAUGACAAGAAGUCAUCGACAACUACUGUGGUUGUACAAGAAGUGGGCAGUGACCACGAUGACGAUGCCAGCCCUCACCCAGAUACCGACUACAAGCUCAAUCGGGAUGGUCGGGAGUCACUCCGACUCACGGCUCAGCACUACUGCCUUGUUGCUCGCCAAGGGUUCCUCCUCCACCCCACGCUUGCAGAAUCUAUCAGAAACAUUUCUCAGCCACGCAUCGCCGAUGUAGCGACGGGCAAUGGAGUCUGGGCAGCGGAAGUUGCUCGAGAGUAUCCUCACGCCUCGGUGCUCGGCCUCGAUGUUUCCGAUGCACAGUACUCACCCAAAUGGACAUGGGGACGGAAUUCGGGAUUCGAUCUCUAUGAUCUACUCCAGGAUGUCCCUGCCCACCUUCAGGGACAAUUCGACGUGGUGCACGUGCGAUUGAUACUUGCCGCAGGACCAAAUGUUGACAAAAACAUAUUCAUUGAUCGUUUUCGAAAGUUACUGAGACCUGACGGAUGGUUGCAGUGGGACGAUCUAUGCUACCCAAACGUUCACCUCGUGCAAAUGCCUACAGAUGGUGUGGUCAAGACCUCAAGCGCACGCGACUACCCCAUCAUGCAUCUGUUGAACAAAUACCUUAGUCAGGAGGAGCGUAUCUCGUGGAUCGACCAUUUUCAACCAACGAUACAGCAAGCAGGAGGUUUCGACAGCAUCAUACAUUCCGUUGCGCCUGUGAGACCCGAGCUGUUGACCAUGGAGACAGAAUUAACGAUUGCCGUCUUUUCUGACCUUGCAAAUAUCCUCAUCCUGAAUAGCAGAAUUACGAGUCCACAAGAAGUAUCAGAUCUGCGGAGGGCUGUGGUCAGGAUGUGCAAUGAUCGGAAUGAGGGUCUGCUGUUCACAUAUAAUUGGCAUACGGGGAUCGCACGGAGAAGUUUUGCAUAG